ACGAGUGCUACCCGGCAAAAUACAAGUUUAUGCGUGCGAUGGGACAAGUUCCCGGAAGAAAAACUUUGUACAAAGAUGCCGUGCCAACAAUUCAUACCGGCGUCCUGGCGGAGAGUAUUAGUAACAAGACUGAUACAAGUCCAGCGUAUCCGGCUGUCUCAACACCUAAAAGGCCAAGGAUUGCUUUUCUUAAAAGAGAAAAUGCUAGGGUAACUCUGCAGUAUUCGGAGGACACCCAUGACGAGGACACAAGCCACCAAGUACAGGACACUGAUUCUCUUACCGACAGCUCUAUUCAGACUUUAACCAAGGCUAAGACUGUUAGAACAUAUGGUACUCAAAUAUCUUACAAGCAGCCUAAUAAGAGAAGUGUGCGUGUACAAGUAAGGCCCUUUGGAUCAAAUAAAGUUUGCCAGACAGAGAUGUUGCAUCCUCCAGAAAGAAGAAGCGUUCAAGUACAAUGUGAUCUCCUGAAACCAAACCAAACAAUACAAGUACAAGAACCACCCCCAGACAAUGAACUUGACACAACUUGGUCAAGUUUAGAGUCCAAUGCAACAACUGAUUCUGAUGAGACAUAUGAACAGUCAGAAUGUGAAUCACAAGCUUCAUGUUCGAGUGCUGAUGAUUG
Messenger RNA from Saccoglossus kowalevskii, 631 nucleotides. RefSeq lists its product as uncharacterized. NCBI's taxonomy places the organism in Eukaryota, Metazoa, Hemichordata, Enteropneusta, Harrimaniidae. The record is from RefSeq and is a predicted model, not a curated record.